AGCCAGUUCGCCCGCCUGUCUGUCCAUCCUCGGAGUCAUGGAGAGAGCCAGUGUGAUCCAGAAGGCCAAGUUGGCCGAACAGGCCGAACGCUACGAAGACAUGGCAGCUUUCAUGAAGAGUGCCGUGGAAAAGGGUGAGGAGCUCUCCUGCGAGGAGUGGAACCUGCUCUCCGUGGCCUACAAGAAUGUGGUGGGCAGCCAGAGAGCAGCCUGGAGAGUCCUGUCCAGCAUCGAGCAGAAGAGCAACGAGGAGGGGUCUGAAGAGAAGGGCCCCGAGGUGAAAGAGUACCGGGAGAAGGUAGAGACCGAGCUCAGAGGUGUGUGCGACACCGUGCUAGGCUUGCUGGACUCCCACCUCAUCAAAGGGGCUGGAGAGGCCGAGAGCCGCGUCUUCUACCUGAAGAUGAAGGGUGACUACUACCGCUACCUAGCUGAGGUGGCCACUGGUGAUGACAAGAAGCGCAUCAUCGAUUCUGCCCGGUCCGCCUACCAGGAGGCCAUGGACAUCAGCAAGAAGGAGAUGCCGCCCACCAACCCCAUACGCCUGGGCCUGGCCCUGAACUUUUCCGUCUUCCACUACGAGAUAGCCAACAGCCCCGAGGAGGCCAUCUCACUUGCCAAGACCACCUUCGACGAGGCCAUGGCCGAUCUGCACACCCUCAGUGAGGACUCCUACAAGGACAGCACCCUCAUCAUGCAGCUGCUGAGAGACAACCUGACGCUGUGGACAGCCGACAAUGCUGGGGAAGAGGGUGGCGAGGCUCCAGAGGAGCCCCAGAGCUGAAGCAGCCUACAUCCUCCCUGUCCCGCCUUGCCCUCCAGUCCCCAGCCUGCAGAGAGGACUUACACGGAGUAGGACUCUGCCCCUCCCAAACCCUGAAUGUUUUGCCACACUUGGAAGGCUCCUUGGACGGGGUGCAGCCAAGCUGAGGCCACCAGGGCUGGGGAAAUCUCACUCUUCGUGCAGCUGUGUGGUGGGUGUUCCCAACCCUGGC
Messenger RNA from Rattus rattus (black rat), 995 nucleotides. Its product is annotated as 14-3-3 protein sigma-like. NCBI's taxonomy places the organism in Eukaryota, Metazoa, Chordata, Mammalia, Rodentia, Muridae. Gene Ontology annotation, cellular component: cytoplasm. Bases 38 to 784 code for a protein of 248 amino acids. The record is from RefSeq and is a predicted model, not a curated record. The transcript has a single exon. Gene Ontology annotation, biological process: signal transduction. Gene Ontology annotation, molecular function: protein kinase binding.